Messenger RNA from Sitodiplosis mosellana (orange wheat blossom midge), 1198 nucleotides. Its product is annotated as arginine kinase-like. NCBI's taxonomy places the organism in Eukaryota, Metazoa, Arthropoda, Insecta, Diptera, Cecidomyiidae. Gene Ontology annotation, biological process: phosphocreatine biosynthetic process. Bases 13 to 1077 code for a protein of 354 amino acids. Gene Ontology annotation, molecular function: creatine kinase activity. The record is from RefSeq and is a predicted model, not a curated record. The transcript is spliced from 3 exons.
AAAUCCGGAGCCAUGGUUGAUGCUGCUGUUUUGGAAAAAUUGGAAGCUGGUUUCACCAAGCUUGCCGCCUCCGACUCAAAGUCAUUGUUGAAGAAGCACUUGUCACGCGAAGUCUUCGAUAAGCUUAAGAACAAGAAGACCUCCUUUGGAUCAACUUUGUUGGACUGCAUCCAAUCGGGUAUUGAAAACUUGGACUCUGGAUUCGGUAUCUAUGCCCCAGAUGCUGAAGCCUACACAGUUUUUGCUGACAUUUUCGAUCCAAUGAUCAGAGACUAUCACGGUUUCGCUAAAGAUGCCAAGCAUCCACCACGUGACUUCGGUGAUAUCAACUCAUUCCCCAAUGUUGACCCAACUGGUGAAUAUGUUGUAUCGACCCGUGUCCGUUGCGGUCGCUCAAUGGACGGUUACUCAUUCAACCCACGCUUGACCGAAGCCCAAUACAAAGAAAUGGAAGACAAAGUUAGCUCAACAUUGAGCGGUUUGGAAGGUGAAUUGAAAGGCAAAUACUACCCAUUGACCGGAAUGACCAAGGAAGAUCAACAACAAUUGAUCGAUGACCAUUUCUUGUUCAAGGAAUGUGAUCGCUUCUUGCAAGCCGCUAACGCAUGCCGUUUCUGGCCAACUGGUCGUGGUAUCUACCACAAUGACGAAAAAACCUUCUUGGUCUGGUGCAACGAAGAAGAUCAUUUGCGUAUCAUUUCCAUGCAAAAAGGUGGUGACUUGGGUGAAAUCUACCGUCGUUUAGUGAACGCUGUCAACGACAUCGAAAAACGCAUCCCAUUCUCACAUCACAAACGUCUUGGUUUCCUCACCUUCUGUCCAACCAACUUGGGAACUACCAUCCGUGCUUCAGUGCACAUUAAAGUACCAAAAUUGGCCAAGGACUACGCCAAGUUGGAAGAAGUUGCCGGCAAAUACAAUUUGCAAGUUCGUGGUACAUCUGGUGAACAUACAGAAUCGAUUGGAGGAAUCUACGAUAUCUCCAACAAGCGUCGUUUGGGCUUGACUGAAUACCAAGCCGUCAAGGAAAUGUCAGAUGGUAUCCUUGAGCUCAUCAAGAUCGAAGCUAGCUUGUAAAUGGCUUGAGACUUCCCACCAACCGCGCCCAAGAGAUCGAUUGAUUCGAAUUGUUUUUAUUUUCACACUCAACAAUUGGCCAAUUGGCAAUAAAUGAAUUGAAAAAAAAACAACAACAACA